AUUACAAAGAUUUCGUGAGAUCAGAAAUGAACUGUUUUGAGUCAUAUAUACUUUUAGAAUAUUUCAAGGAUGAAAAGGUUCUUAAAGGAUUUUUGUUUUUUCAGAAAGAUCAGCAUAAUCUUUUUGAAUGUGAACAGUCAAUUUUUUUUUGAAGUGGAGUAAGUUAGCAAAAUACAGUGGGGAUAAGAAGAAAUUUGUUAGUCACAAAUGCUGCUUAUCUCUGAAGACCACAGAAGGACAUGGAAUUACUACAGUACAGUGGAAUAUGGGAGUUGGAGAACCAAAGUUCAAAUUCUCUUUGUGACAUUUUCUGCUUGAGUGACUGUAGGCCAGUAAUUUAACUUUUCUAUACUGAUGAAAUGAUCCCCAAGAUUCCCUUCCCACUUUAUGUGACUUUUUGUGCAUCAGAAGCAAGACUUUGGAAAAUUCUAUAGAUCCUUCUCCCUCUCUCCAUGUGGAUAGAACUUAUUUCUCUGAAGAUAGAGCUAAGGAAAAUUUCAGUGAGAGAACAUCAGACACGAUGACCAUGGAGAGUACAAUGCAGAUACCAGCUCUUGGCCGUCCCCUGUAUCUGGGAACACUCUAUGACUGCCGCACAGAUACAUUUAUACCGGGCAUCACUUUGUGGGACAGGGAGACCCUCAAGAGAAAUGUGACCACAGAAGAUCAAUACAAGACUAACUUUGAGAUAAUCACCUCUGACUCUAUGGAUGAAAAGACCAAUGCCAUGAACAUCACCGGAGAGCUGAAAUUAAGUGUCCUUGGGGGCCUGGUUGAAGUAGGAGGCUCUGCCAAAUAUUUAUGUGACAGCAAGACAUCCCAACAGCAAGCCCGGGUCACUCUCAAGUAUAGUAUGACUACACAGUAUUUUCACCUAACAAUGAACCACCUGGGACAUGAGAAUAUUUCUUACCAUGAUGUGUUUGAUAAUGGAACUGCCACCCACGUGGUCACUGCAGUGCUCUAUGGGGCCCAGGCUUUCUUUGUGUUUGAUCAGAAAGUUUCCAUCAAUGAAAAUGUCAGGGAUAUAGAAGGAACAUUGAAGGCUAGUGUAGAAAAGAUUCCUCAAGUAUCGGGAAAAAUAGAAGGAGUGAUGAAAAUGGAAGGCAAUCAAACAAAAUCAACUAAAGAAUUCAGGUGUAAAUUUUAUGGGGAUUUUAUUCUUGAGACCAAUCCAGUGACUUAUGAAGAUGCAGUACAAGUCUAUGCCUCCCUUCCUAAGCUGCUUAAGGGCCGUGGGGUGCCCCUCCAAGUCUGGUUGUACCCUCUGGAGAAGCUGAGCUCCAAGGCUGCCAGGCUGGUUCGAGGGAUCAGCAUGAGCUUGACAUGGGAAGCCCAGGACACUCUAGAGAAGUUACGUGAGUGUGACAAGAAGUGCAAUGACAUGCUGGAGGCACCAGAUCUCUCAGUCUUUUCUGCAACCAAGGAAAAGAUCAGGCUAUUCCAGGAAUUAAAUAGGCAGCACAAACAGUUUUUACAAAAAGAAAUAGUAAAGAAUUUACCCCUGAUCCGGGCGGGCAGAGCAGAGGAAGAUGGGCUAACCUGUAUUUUAGCUAGGGAAAGCCAGUCCCCAUUCAGCACCAGGAGACUCUCAGAAUUCCUAGAUCAGAAGCUUAAUGAGAUGAAGGUGGUAAAGUCCUACCUCAACCGUCUGAAGGAGGUACAAGUCAUAGCUGACUGGAAAGAAUUGGACAAUGUUGUAUUAGAUUCUCCCCACAGAUUUGUCCUGGUGUUUGCAUUUACCUCUUUGAAGGAAGAACCCUACUUAGCAGACUGGAAACAGUGGCUUCGGGAUCCAGCAUUAUUCAUUCCUGACUGUGAGCAAAAGAUUUAUUACUCUUGGGUCAAAGACACAGAGACUAGGAGAAAAGCCAUACAAUUGGCAGAAUCGUUUUCAGCAUUUGCCAGGGCCAAUCAUUUCAAUGAGAAGACUCAGUUCAUUGUGGCAUCUGUCCCAGACCAGGAGAAGCAGGGGGUCUCCAUUUAUCUCUAUGAAAAGGGACUGCUGGUCAGCUCCAACUUUGAGCUCCCAGUCAAACCUCCUCCUCCCCAGAUUGCUGAGAUCACAUAUAACUGUGUUGAGCUCACAUUGACCCCAGAAUGUGGGAGGGAGGAGAAGAUCACUGGCUAUCAGAUAGAGUACCAAGUCAUAGGGGAAGAGAACUGGACUUCCAUCCCUAUAUCUGGAAAGCCAGAGGUCUUCAAAGUGAGUGGCCUUGAACCUAGCACAGAGUAUCUGUUCAGAUUUGCUGAGAUUAGUGAGCUGGGGCUCAGUGAGAGCAGUGAUGUGAGCAUUACUGUCAGGACACAUCCCCUAACCUGCCCUCUUGGGAAGCCAAAAGCUGUUGUGGUGGGACCUCAAUCUGUUACCCUUCACUGGAAGCGUCCAAGAAUUGUUGGAACAAGACUCAAGAUCAAAGAAUAUAGAAUAGAGUAUAGAGAGGAGAAUGAAGCUGUGAGUGAGCAAGGGGAAGGAGAAUGGAAUGAAUAUAGAACAGGAAAUAACCAGACAUAUUGUGACAUUGAUGGAUUGAGACCUCAGACUGUGUACAGGUUCCAAGUUUCGGUUAUAUAUGAUGAUGGAUGGAUCAGUGACAGCAGUGACAAGAGUGAUCCAGUGAGGACCCUUCCUGACACAGAAGAAGCUUCAAUUUCUGGAGGACCUGGAUCUGGCAUUUGGUACUCUGAAGAAGUAAGAAUUAUCCUUUUGGGGAAGACUGGAUCUGGGAAAAGUGCAACAGGAAACACUAUCCUUGGCUGGAAGGCAUUUAAAUCUGAAUUAUCCCCAGUCUCAAUAACUAAGAAAUGUACAAAAGCAAGCAGCAUGAGGGAUAACAGGAUAUUUUCAGUGGUUGACACACCUGGCAUUUUUGAUACACACAGAAACAUUCAAGAAAUUUUACAAGAACUUGCUAAGUGCUUGGUCCUCUCCUCCCCAGGGCCUCAUAUAAUUGUUCUUGUAAUACCUUUGGGUUGCUACACCGAAGAAGAGAAGUUAACCAUUCAACUCAUUCAAAAACUUUUUGGCAACGAUGCACUGAAAUAUGUCAUUUUCUUAUUCACUAAAAAAGAAGGGCUAAAGGGGAAGAGCAUAGAUGAUUUCAUAAAGAAAUAUGAUGAUCAGGACUUUGUGAAAUUGAUGGAAAGAUGUGGGAGACGGUACUGCACUUUCAACAAUAAUGCAACAGGAGAAGAGAAGGAAGUGCAGGUCAGGGAGUUCAUAGCAAUGGUCAAAGAUAUGAGGCAGGUUAAUGGAAGCUCCUACUAUAACAAUGAGAUCUACUCUCAGAUUGAGAAAAUUAUCCAAGAACAGAGAGUCUACUGUGAAAACAACAGAGAAGUAAAAAAGGCCAAUUUCUUAAACUAUCUGGUUUCAGAAAUUAUCAAAUUUUUCAGAUGGCUUUGGGAAGAAAUUUGUGCUUUCAUCCAGAAGCAUGCUUCUGAAUUGAAAAGCAUUUUUAAGGAGGGUUGUUCUUAGGAUAGUAGUUUUUGCUCAUGAUGAAAACAUUAAAUGAUAAAUAUUUUCCACAGGGACCCUUUUCUCUCCUAUGUUAGCAUGAGGAAUUGCUCUACAAAGAAAGAUCACAAUUUUUUAAAGGUCCAUUAGUAAGCAAUCAUUCUGAAUUCCUGUUCACUUCAUCCUACCUCCCUUCUCUCCCCUCCAAAAAACCAAAGUAACACUAAUACAUUGUUGGUAGAGUUGUGAACUGAUCCAACC
Molecule: messenger RNA, 3718 nt
Organism: Sarcophilus harrisii (Tasmanian devil)
Lineage: Eukaryota; Metazoa; Chordata; Mammalia; Dasyuromorphia; Dasyuridae
Product: stonustoxin subunit beta
Exons: 4
Coding region: 521-3478 (985 amino acids)
Molecular function (GO): protein binding; GTP binding
Source: RefSeq, a predicted model, not a curated record